This is a messenger RNA of Coccinella septempunctata (seven-spotted ladybird), 2272 nucleotides long. RefSeq names its product TRAF3-interacting protein 1 (gene IFT54). Bases 55 to 1911 code for a protein of 618 amino acids. Gene Ontology annotation, cellular component: centrosome; ciliary basal body; axoneme. Gene Ontology annotation, biological process: intraciliary transport; cilium assembly; regulation of microtubule cytoskeleton organization. Lineage: Eukaryota; Metazoa; Arthropoda; Insecta; Coleoptera; Coccinellidae. The record is from RefSeq and is a predicted model, not a curated record. Gene Ontology annotation, molecular function: microtubule binding. The transcript is spliced from 5 exons.
AUCAAGAAGCAAUGACGUCGUGAGGCUGGUUUUCUGAUGAAUUUAUCAUAAAACAUGAGUGAUGGGGUCGAUCUUGAAAUCGUCAAAAAAACGCAACACGCCCUCGGAAAAUACGUCAAAAAACCCCCACUUUCGGAAAAACUGCUAAGCAAGCCCCCGUUUCGAUUCUUGCAUGAUGUCAUAGUGGCAGUGAUAAAAAAUACUGGAUUUCUAAAGGAUCUUUUCAAUCAAGACGAGCUGAUUGCGGACAAUGUGAAAGAAAGGGAGGCAAAAUUGGCCUUCCUCAACAAAUUAAUUGAUGCCGUUAAGAAUAUAACUAAUACUGACCUGAAGGUACGCGCUAGCAAAAUAAUAGCAGGUGCUCAACCAAACGAAACGAACCUACUCUUACAAGCAAUAGCGCAGGGAAUUGAGAAAAAACUUGAUUCGUCUGAAUACGUGAAACAAUUAAAAAAUUCGCAAAGUAGCAUCAAGAACGAUCAAGCCAAACCGAAGAGAAGUUCUAGCAAAGAAAUAAAAUUGAAUAAGUCCCCAAAAGAUGAGAAAUCGCCCACGGAACAUAAAAAUAAGGAGAACAGAAAUAGGAGCAAAGUUAGAGAACCGUCCAAGGAGAGAAAAAUACCUUCUAAAGAAAACGUUAAAGAUAAAAAAGAGAAGAAAAUAUCAUCAGUGUCGAGUUCGCGAACUAACAAAAGCGACAGUAAGACGAAGAAAACGGAAAAGUUAACCGCGAAAACAAAAGAUGUUAUUGAUUCUCCGGAAUCGAUUUCGAAGACCUCCGAAAACGCGUCAAUUAAGGAAACGUAUAGCGAGAAAGAUGAAGUGGAGAAUAAAGCAACCCCAACGAUCGACGACCCAAGCAAUAAUUUGGAAUCAAUAAAAGAAUCUGUCGCACGAGAAGAGACUGUGUUAGGCGAUGACGAUAGGCCAAAAACAAGAGAUAUCCAAAGUGGAUAUCUGUCCAAAAUGGGCAAGGAUAAACAAGAGGAGGAAGGAAAUGAUGAAGUAAGGGCUCGAAAAACUGAUGUUAAUAAUGGAAGAGCCGAUAUUGCAGUGGUUGAAAACGAUAAAAACACCGUCACUCCCGUGGCAAGGCAGAUGUCAGCCAGGCCAAAAUCUGCCAGGCCUAAGAGCGGGGAGUUCAAGGAAAAAAACGAGAAAUAUUCUGAAAACCAGAAGAAAAGAGUGGAAGGUCAGGAUGUCACAGAAAAUAUUGUGCUGCAGACCAGCAGUAGCGUCCAAAGGCCGAAGAGUUCGCUGAGGCCCCCCAGCGUGAGACCUUCGAGCGCGAGGCCCGGGGCCCCCCGUCUGAGGCCCGACUCGGCCCUCCCCAUCCACGAGGUGGUUCCCAUGGGAAAGAUAAACGUCAUAGUGGAAAACUUGGACAACGACGGGGAAGACGAAGACACGGUGGUCAUUCAUAACGCGGCAGAGGAACAGGCUACCGCCGAGCCAAUAGCGGAUCUGCCGGCGAAGAACCAGAGCCACCUGGUCGAGCAGAUCCUGGACCAGAUCAAGGAGAACGAGGAUUUGCCGAAGAGUAAGGCUGACAUCGAUUGGGAGCAGGAUAAUCUCAGGGGACGAGACACGACCAGCAAAGAGAUGAACCAACUGAGAAACCUGAUACAGAGUUUCACGAAAUCGGCGAACCCCUUGGGAAAACUUCUCAAUUAUCUGCACGAAGACAUCGAGACCAUGCACGCCGAACUGCAGCAAUGGACCAAAAUUAAAUCGCAACUGUUCGCGGAGAUCGCCAAACAGGAAAAGCUCAAAUUGGAAAUGGAGAAACCCCUACAGGAGAAGUUGGAGAAUUUGAAGCAGGAAAUAGCGAAGCAGGAGCAGGAAAUAGUCGACGUUAGAGCGAAUAUAAUUAGAAACGACAUAAGAAUAAGAGAAUUGAUCAACAAAUGAUGUGCCUUAUAACGUGACCUUUCGAGAAAAAAAAUGUUGAAAUCAGAGUAAUCUACAUUGAUACGUUAUACAAGAAACUUUUAUAUAACAAAAAACAUUGAUCUAUUUUGCUACGUGUGAAAUAUUCGAUCGGAAAGUUUGAGACGACCUUGCAACCAAAAACUGUAAAUUAAGGAAAAAUUUUUCGGUUACAUAUAAAUUACCUAUUUAUUAGAGUCAAUGUAGAGUAUCACCUUCUUCCACUUUAAAACCAAAUACGUUAUGAUCACUUCUGUAGGUUAUACAUUAAUAUUCCCCUCUUUUAAUGUUUUAUUCAAUUAGUAUUGUUUUGUUUGGAAAUAAAGUAUAAAAUCAGUUCUUA